Messenger RNA from Sphaeramia orbicularis (orbiculate cardinalfish), 1364 nucleotides. RefSeq lists its product as uncharacterized. The record is from RefSeq and is a predicted model, not a curated record. Lineage: Eukaryota; Metazoa; Chordata; Actinopteri; Kurtiformes; Apogonidae. Bases 44 to 892 code for a protein of 282 amino acids. The transcript has 4 exons.
GACCCAGACGAGUGGAAGAACAGAAACCAGACUGUUUCAGUUCAUGAUGUCUGGCCUGUGGUGGAUGGCUGUGAUGGUGACCAUGUUCCUGAGUCCAGGGAACAGUUCGGCUGCUGUGGACCAGAACCUGCUCGCAAGAACUGUACAAGACAUCCUGAACAUGUAUAAACCGCAGCUACCAAAUGGACAAUACUGCAUGUUCAGUCUGGCUGUGAGCAUCCCAUACGACUAUACUGUCAAUCUCAACGCAGUUUAUGAGUCCGACCCUGGUGAUGAGGUGAAGACUACGAUUCUGAACUGUGACGUGUACACUGGCAGGAGGGUGGUCGCAGCCACAGUUCUGAAAUGGCCUAACGUUCUGACGCAGUGUCCAAAUGGACGUGUCCAAUGGCUUGAUGUUGUGGAAAAAUGCAGACCUGAACAAGUCAAAACAUGGGAUGAUGUUAGGAGGAUGUGUCCUGAUAAGGUUUACGACGGUCGGGCUGAUCAUGCAGAAUAUCGUACUCUGGAGAACUUCAACAACCUUGUGAACAGUCAUAACAGAAAUGAUUUGUUGCUGUUUUACGUUCAUGCGUCCUCGUGUCCUCUGAAGUGCAUAUUUGGAAAUGAGAGGGUGAAUAUUUUAGACCGUAUAAAUCCUAUCCGCAACUGGAGCAAUUAUGCCUUUGUGUUUUCGCAAGUAUUUAAGCCCCGUUUUGGUGAACCCAUACCAGAGGAAAAACUAAGACAAGCCCUUUUGCAUCUUGGGACGUACAGUGGUCGACGAGGGCCGAUCGGUCUGGAUAAUAUAUUCCUCUGUGAUAAAGUCCAAGGUCGUAUGCAAUGUACCUGCUGCUCCUCUGGUGGUGAAGUUACACCAUUAUGUUAUAGAUACAGAAAAACACAACAAUAACCUUCUGUAAAUUGAAAUAUAUUUAAACAUUUGAUGAUUCACUUUGAGGUUCAGUUGGUUUUUUGGGGUGUAUAAGUAGUUUUUGUUUAAUUUUGAGGAAUUCCUGGGGAGUUUUAGUUUAGUUUUAGUUUAAUUUUUAAUUUAGUCUUAAUUUCUAGAAGGUGAAGGGGGUGGAAUGUAAGAAUGAAUGAUAUUAAAUAUUAAAGGUUUUUAAAAACUCCUUUAGCUCCUGGACAUUUAGUCAAACACUGUUAAAGUACAGGUCAAAAUCACAAACGAUUGAAGUAUCACUUGUGUCGUCUGAAAAGAACAAAAUAUAAGCCAUUGAAAAGGGGUUGAGACAGAUAUGUUCCUUAAAGGGGUUCUAUGUAUUAUCAAUCACCUAAACUCUCAACAGCAGAGGGACAUCACAUACCAGAGCACACUCAGGACCAAAACCACCCACGAAUCCACUCUAUGUACCCACAGACUG